UCAGACUAACUAAAAUAUACACUGAUCAAGCGAUCAUUGUAUCUCCUCGAUUACCAAUUAGACGAAAAGAGAAGCUCUGCGGGGGAAACCUAAAUUGAACAAUGGCUCAGUCUAGCAAUCCCGCUGCAGGUGUUGACAACACUUUCAGAAGGAAGUUUGAUCCAGAAGAAUACCUCCAACGGGCUCGUGAGCGUGAGGAAAAGGAAGAGGCUAAGUCUAAAUCCAAAAAAUCAAAAGGUCCUGCUGUCCAAAGGCAACCAUUGAAGCAUAGGGAUUUUGAGGUUGAUCUUGAAUCCCGCCUGGGGAAGACUCAGGUUAUCACUCCAAUAGCACCUUUAAGCCAGCAGGCAGGAUAUUUCUGCUCAGUCUGUGAAUGUGUAGUGAAAGAUUCAGCAAACUACUUGGAUCAUAUCAAUGGAAAAAAACAUCAAAGAGCUUUGGGCAUGUCUAUGCGAGUGGAACGGGCAUCCCUUGAGAAGGUUCAGGAGAGAUUCGGGAUUCUCAAGAAAAGGAAGGAUGUAGAAAGCUUUACAGAAAAAGAUUUGGAUGAAAGGAUCUUGAAACAGCAACAAGAAGAGGAGGAAAGGAAACGCCAACGCAGAGAAAAAAAGAAAGAGAAAAAGAAGGAGAUGUUGGCCGAGGAGGAAACAACAAAGGAAAUAGACCCAGAUGUUGCAGCUAUGAUGGGAUUUGGGGGAUUCGGUUCUUCAAAGAAGUGAAAAAGAAGAAGCCAACUCCCAGUUGUUGAUGGAAUUUGGCGGACUGACAAAAAAAUUUAUAUCCAGUUGCUUGCAAAUUCUGUCAUUAAAUGUACAUUGGGUUAAAAAAUUUUGAUUUAUAUUUCUAAAAAUUCAGACUGUUAUGCUCUGAUUAGUUUAGUUCUUUUACCUUUUGAAAGUUAAUCAGUAAGCUAGAAGAAAUUGAGAAGAAUUGGGGUUCACUAG
Messenger RNA from Impatiens glandulifera, 944 nucleotides. Its product is annotated as zinc finger matrin-type protein 2-like. Gene Ontology annotation, biological process: mRNA splicing, via spliceosome. NCBI's taxonomy places the organism in Eukaryota, Viridiplantae, Streptophyta, Magnoliopsida, Ericales, Balsaminaceae. Gene Ontology annotation, cellular component: spliceosomal complex; U4/U6 x U5 tri-snRNP complex. Bases 102 to 719 code for a protein of 205 amino acids. The record is from RefSeq and is a predicted model, not a curated record. The transcript has 10 exons. Gene Ontology annotation, molecular function: zinc ion binding; nucleic acid binding.